UUAAGAGGUCUAGAAAAAUGAGCACCUCCCUCAAGCUAGUUCCACCAUUUUAUACAUGACGCCAUUUAUGUUUACGUAGCUAGCAAGAAAGCAAGCUGUCAACUGCCGGUAUCUUGCAAAAUAUACUAGAUAAAGUAGGACCGUCGGUAAUAGUCAGCGAAACCAGAAGGAUUGGUCAUCCGUGGUGCCUAAUAUUUGUUUUGUGUCUGGUCUUUAGCAAGAUAAUGUUACUAACCUGGGGAAAAAUAUAACGAUUUCCAAUUCGAAAGCGAUUCAGACCGACGAAACAGAAACUCUCGCUAGCACGCAUCAUCGAUAGCAGCUGAUCAACUAGUUAUUUGUGCAACACCAUGUCGGAGGGUCUUGAAACCCGCGAAGAUCCAACAGUGGAGAAAAUUGAGGAGGACGGACAGGCUAGCAGCGAGGAGCAGAUACCAACGCCUGCAGAGAACAGCCAGUCAGGAGAAUCCAAGGGAUCAAAGAUUGAUGCCAGCAAAAACGAAGAGGAUGAGGGGAAAAUGUGUGUUGGUCUGAGCUGGGACACAACAAAGAAGGAUUUGAAGGCUUACUUCAAGUUUGGGGAGGUGGUAGACUGCACCCUGAAGCUUGACCCCAUGACAGGUCGGUCUCGGGGGUUUGGCUUUGUCCUGUUCAAAGCAGCUGACAGCGUUGAUAAGGUGGAGUCCAUUGAGCUCCCCAUGGAAACCAAAAGCAACAAGAGACGGGGCUUCUGCUUCAUCACCUUUCAAAGAGGAGGAGCGAGUGAAGAAGAUCGUGGAGAGAAAGUAUCACAGUAUAGGAUUAAGUAAGGUACUGUACAGUACAUCAUGGCUUCCCUUGGAGGUGUACCUGUGGAUGUAUUUCAAGGCCUACCUUCAAACUCAGUGCCUCUGCUUGACAUGGGAAAAAAGAAAAAAAAUCUGCCAAGACCUCAGAAAAAGAAUUGUAGACUUCCACAAGUCUGGUUCAUCCUUGGGAGCAAUUUCCAAAUGCCUGAAGGUACCACAUUCAUCUGUACAAACAAUAGUACGCAAGUAUAAACACCAUGGGACCACGCAGCCGUCAUACCGCUCAGGAAGGAGACGCGUUCUGUCUCCUAGAGAUGAAUGUACUUUGGUGUGAAAAGUGCAAAUCAUCCCCAGAACAACAGCAAAGGACCUUGUGAAGAUGCUGGGGGAAACAGGUACAAAAGUAUGUACAGUGGGGCAAAAAAGUAUUUAGUCAGCCACCAAUUGUGCAAGUUUUCCCACUUAAAAAUAUGAGAGAGGCCUGUAAUUUUCAUCAUAGGUACACUUCAACUAUGACAGACAAAAUGAGGGAAAAAAAUCCAUAAAAUCACAUUCUAGGAUUUUUAAUGAAUUUAUUUGCAAAUUAUGGUGGAAAAUAAGUAUUUGGUCAAUAAAAGUUUAUCUCAA
Messenger RNA from Salvelinus fontinalis (brook trout), 1415 nucleotides. RefSeq names its product heterogeneous nuclear ribonucleoprotein A/B-like. Bases 351 to 809 code for a protein of 152 amino acids. The transcript is spliced from 3 exons. NCBI's taxonomy places the organism in Eukaryota, Metazoa, Chordata, Actinopteri, Salmoniformes, Salmonidae. Gene Ontology annotation, molecular function: RNA binding. The record is from RefSeq and is a predicted model, not a curated record. Gene Ontology annotation, cellular component: nucleoplasm. Gene Ontology annotation, biological process: regulation of gene expression.